UUCUAAACAGGAAGUUUUAAAGAACAGUAUUUUUAUCUCACACGGCUGAACUUCCUCUAUUCUCACCUGUGAUUUUUUUGCAGCUUCUGUUUAAUUUGGUUCCCGUUACUCUGCCAUCCUGACUUUACUGCAUUGUUCAUUCCUAAAACACCAUGUUGCUUUUCAUCUCUCUGCUCGUCUUUAUAUCCGAGAGUUCAGGAUUUUAUACGUCAUGGUCACCUGCAACUGUAAGUCUGAUCACAACUCCCUCCGUGGAUUUACGUCCUCUGCAGGUGGAGGCCGUACCAGACUACCCGGUUACGGCGGGUCAGACGGUCACACUGUUCUGCAGUUCUGUCAACUCUUACAUCUGGCAACACUUAGUAAAUCUGAAUUGGCAGGAUGUGGGCCAGGAUGGAAACCUGACCCUCACACAGCCACAGCAAAGCGGGUUGUACCGGUGCAGGGCCAGGACCACGUCUUUGCACAUAAGCCGUAAUCUUACGGUCAACAUUGAGCCAACAGUAAACACAGUAAAGAAGGAUUUGGCUGAACCUGCCUUUGUCCUGUCUCUGCUGGGUUUUGUCAUUUCUCUUGGAAUUGUGGGUUGGCUGCUCUGGGGAAAAUUCAGCAACUACAUAUCAACCUCCACUAAAACAGAAGCUAAAGGAACUGACAAUGCGUCAAAAGGGACUUUACCAAAGACUGAGAGUGAUGGAGACGUGUACAUGAAUUACACCAACAGCCAAGCCUACACCACACUGGACCCCAACAGCAUGACUGCAGACAAUGUGUAUGCAAGUCUGUCAUAAUACACUCUUAGCAACGGAAACAGGGUUGCAAUAAAAGGAAGCCGAGUGACACAAAUGGAAAUUUGAUUUAUAAAUUCAUUUUACACAAGUUAAAUACACGGUUGUACUACAAAUAAACUCUGUAAAACAUACAUUUACAUAGAAUCCAUUUUUUUAGUUAGUUGUUCUUAGGAGGAUAUUUACUUAAAACCGUAAAGUCAAUGAGAUAAAUUUGUGAAUUUGACUUGAUUAAAAUAACUGGUACUAAAUGUUUUGAAUGGAAAUCAUAAAAAAAAAAACUUUUUAAAUAACAAAAAAUAAUAAUAAAAAAAAACAUAUAUCUUU
Messenger RNA from Cynoglossus semilaevis (tongue sole), 1115 nucleotides. RefSeq lists its product as uncharacterized. The coding region runs from base 153 to 791 and encodes 212 amino acids. The transcript has 6 exons. Lineage: Eukaryota; Metazoa; Chordata; Actinopteri; Pleuronectiformes; Cynoglossidae. The record is from RefSeq and is a predicted model, not a curated record.